Molecule: messenger RNA, 1775 nt
Organism: Schizophyllum commune H4-8
Lineage: Eukaryota; Fungi; Basidiomycota; Agaricomycetes; Agaricales; Schizophyllaceae
Exons: 5
Coding region: 22-1689 (555 amino acids)
Biological process (GO): mRNA processing
Cellular component (GO): commitment complex; nucleus; U2AF complex
Molecular function (GO): pre-mRNA 3'-splice site binding; poly-pyrimidine tract binding
Source: RefSeq, a predicted model, not a curated record
UCUCAUUCGAAAGUGUGAAGCAUGAGCGAACGCGACGAUCGCCACCGUGAAGAGCGCAGCCACCGCUCGCGGCACGACGACCGCGACAGGGACCGGGAUAGGGAGAGGCGUGACAGGGGAGACAGAGAUAGGGACCGGGACCGCGAGCGGUACAGUCGUAGGGUGGACGAGCGCGACCGGUAUGGAGGCCGGCGCGGUGGGUACGACGAUGCGCCGCCGCCGCGGCGCUACCGGGACGACGACCGGGGUGCGCGCCGGCCGCACGAUGACGAGCGCCCCCCUCGCCGGCGCGACGACGACCGCGGCGAUCGUCGUGGCGGAGGACGCCGGCAGGGCACGCCCGAGCGGCGCUCACCUACUCCCGAGGGCGCUGUCCCGCUCUCGCAGCGCAAGCGCAAGGCCACGGGCUGGGACGUUCACGCCCCGGGCUACGAGCAGUACUCGGCCAUGCAAGCCAAGCAGACCGGUUUGUUCAACCUCCCCGGCGCGAACCGCACGCAAAUUCCGCCCAUUCUGGGUAUCCCAGGUCUCCCGCCCCCCAUUCCCGUCGCCAGCUUCGGCAUGGGUAUAGGAGGCAACCCGAAUUUGUCGCGCCAGUCUCGCCGUUUGUAUAUUGGCAGCAUCACGCCGGAGAUUAACGAGCACAACCUGGCCGAAUUCUUCAACAGCAAGAUGACGGAGAUGAACAUUGGCACGGGUGGGCCUGGCAACCCUGUGCUCGCGGUGCAGUGCAACUACGAAAAGAAUUACGCGUUCGUCGAGUUCCGGAGCGCCGACGAUGCGACUGCCGCGAUGGCCUUCGACGGCAUCAUCUUCCUAAACGGCCCCCUCAAGAUUCGUCGUCCCAAGGACUACGAUAUUUCUGUCGCGUCGGCACCCAUGAUCCACGUCCCGGGAAUAAUCUCGACCAACGUCCCCGACUCCGCGAACAAGAUUUUCGUUGGCGGCUUGCCCGCGUACCUCAACGAAGAGCAAGUCCAGGAACUGCUUACCAGCUUCGGCGAGCUCAAGGCCUUCAACCUCGUCCGCGAGACCGGCACCGGUGCAUCAAAGGGCUAUGCGUUCUUCGAAUACGUCGACCCGAACGUGACGGACGUGGCAAUCCAGAGUCUGAACGGCAUGGAAUUGGGCGACCGCUUCCUCGUUGUGCAGCGCGCGUCUGUUGGCGCGAAGGACGGCACGAUACCCAAUCUCCCGGCCGAGCUCAUGCCCGCGAUCCCGAAGCCGAUUAUGCCUGCGGGACAGACAGACACGUCCGGCGAUGCGCGCGUACUGCUCAUGCUCAACAUGGUUACGCCAGACGAUUUGGUCGACGACGACGAGUACGGCGACCUGCUCGAGGACAUCAAGGAGGAGUGUUCCAAGUUCGGGCCCGUGGAGGACCUGCGCGUUCCCAGGCCGGUCAAGAAGGAGAAGAAGUGGGCUCCUGGAGAAGGCGGGAGGGAGGCGGCUGUCGAGGCGCAGCGCGCGGAUGAGGCAGCGGGCGUGGGGCGUGUGUACGUGAAGUUCGUGGAUGCGAAGGACGCGGCGGUGGCGUUGAAGAGUCUUGCUGGCCGUUCGUUCGCGGGUAGGUCGAUCAUUGCGACGCUGCUGAACGACGAGAGUCAGACGAACCCGCCGCUGCAUGUCGUUUUCGCCCCCCAGCCCGAGGCGCCGCCUCCUCUCCCUGCGCCUCCUAUGGAGGAGUAGGCCUGAUUGGGUCGGGAUAUUCUGUCGUAUCUGUGCUGUCUGUCUGCUUGCUAGUACGUGCUAAUGGAAUGAGAAUGUUGGCGAGA